Molecule: messenger RNA, 5786 nt
Organism: Cydia splendana
Lineage: Eukaryota; Metazoa; Arthropoda; Insecta; Lepidoptera; Tortricidae
Product: proteoglycan 4-like
Exons: 8
Coding region: 519-2699 (726 amino acids)
Source: RefSeq, a predicted model, not a curated record
CUAGAAGGAGGGUGGCGCAUGCGCGUUCGGCCGACGCCAUCUCUAACUACUGUGCGUACUUAUUCCUAGAGUGAAAUGAAUGCUAAUUCGUGUUAAAAAGUGUAAUUUAUCAUGUAAUUAUAUCGCCGCCUGUGAGAUAAAGUGACAACACAUAGUGUUUAACCUACGCAGUGCAAGCGUAAUAAAAUCGCGGUCGUAAAUUUGCGGAAGUUUCUUAGCUAUACCAACGCAUAUUUUUUGCGGCCGUCUCCGCGGCCACCGCAUACAUCGGGCUACUUGAUGGGCCUUUGUCGCCGGACCGGCUAGUGGUAAUUUACUGCUUUAUUAUCAACAGACGCCGCCGGAGAAAGCGUGCUAAGCGAGCUAAGCGCGUUACGCGCCUAUCGGCCGGACCGAGUUCGAUUACGUACGAUUGUUGUGGGUCAAAGACUCCGCGGUGUUGGCGCGCGUCUACGACAGUUCUACAGCUCAUCGCUUAUGUUUCAGAUUUUACGCUUCGGUGUGAGUGUUCGCGUGAUAUGAAUUCUGUAAAGCCCGUUUUGCCCCAGCCUGGGGCGCCGGGUGUGCAGACGAGUCCCGCGAAGGCGACUGUCGCCGGCGGCGGAUUGGGCGCGGGCGGGAACUUGCCCAACCUCGGGGGCAGCCUUGUUGGGCAGAACCUAACGCAGCCCGCGGCCGUGCCACAGUCGCUGGCGCCGCCAGUUCAGCCCCUCGCACACGCCGUGCCUUCCAUGGCGCCGGUCUCCGCAAACAUGGCGCAAAUGGCUCAAAAUAUGAGUCACCACGGUAACUUAUCGCACGUCACUCAGAACUCUGUUCCACCUGUGGCCGCCAGUCCCGCCAAGACGCCAGCCAGUGCUCCAUUGAGUCUCGUUCAAGACAAGCCUCCAGCACCAGUUCCUUCUCAGCCCUUAGCAUUGACACGGACUCCAGAGAAAAAGGAACCUGACUCCACUGUCCCACCGGCACAGUCAAAUGGCACAGUUGACUCUCCAAAAUCAGCUGCAAAUGCUCCCACCACUUUGAAACCACAAAAUCCUGAACCAAGCAAGUAUAUUGACAUUGCUAAGACAUCACCAAGUACACCAAAGCCCCCUGAGAAACCUUCAAGUACUCCCAGUACUCCUCAUAAGGCUGAGCCUGCCAAUGCCAACCAAGCGGCCGACCCUGCUCAGCCUAAAGUGGCCACUGCCAAUGAGGCACCAGAAAAAUCCCCAGCCAAACCGACUGAACCCAAGCCAGCACCGACGGCUGAUGUUGCACCAUCCCAAAGCGACAGUAAGCCUGUUCCAGAAUCAGCUAAAGACAGUCCAUGCCCUGAAAAGGCGCCCACUCCACAAAAACCUGAACAACCAGCCCAACCAGCAGCGGGAAGUGCCAAGGUACAAAAUGAUGUAAAACCUGAAGAGAAAAAACCUGAGCCGGAUCCUGAAAAGCCAGCAGCAAAGCCAGUUGAAGAACCAGCUAAGCCAGAGGAGGCACCCAAAAAGGCAGAAACUCCGAAAAAAGAGGAGAAGCCAGUGGAAACUGCUGAAAAGCCAGUUGAAAAAGUUGAGGAGAAAAAACCAGAAAAACCAGAGGUCAAAACCCCGGCUAAACCUGAACCGAAGGCUGCUCCAAAGUCUACUCUGAAGCUUGCGACAGUCACACCACCAAUGAGGAAGAGAAGGCAUGCAAGCCCAAGCAAGUCCACCGAUGGCCCCAGUGCGAGUAAGAAACCUGCUGAAGAUCCUUCUACACCUGACUCUCGGUCCAAGAGGAAUAGGAAAUCGGUGCAACUAUACCAGUCUCCAACUCCUGAGAUCGCCAUGGCAACCAAGCUGUCCGCCUCUGCUGGCAGAUCAACCCCAACUAAACCCAAUGACGACAAGCUUAUUGUGUUCUACAAAAACGAAUACCUAGCGGUCCGAAACGCCGAAGGUGGUUUUUAUGUCUGCCAGGCCACGCAGAAUGUGUACCGCACUACACGCAAGAUCAAGAUCCGCUGGUUGUCCCAGGACAAGACCGCGGACCCGUCCGGGGAGACUUACAAACCGGACUUCUAUGACGUCACUGACAUGGAAUGCGUGCUAACGACGUUGUCCCUGGCGCGCGCGCCGGGCGGCGGCGGCGCGCAGGUCCUCAAGCCCGCCGAGCAGGCGCGCGCGCGCUCCAUCCUCGAGCGCGCGCUGCAGGCCGAGCAGGGCGACGCCAAGCCCGACGUCACCGAGGAGCACCCCGACGGCUUGGACCUGUCGCUAUACACGGACGAGUCGCAGCUGGAAAAGAAGUCGCGCAAGCGCAGCGCGUCCAAGUCCUCCCCCCGGAAGCCCUCCCCCCGCAAGUCCUCCCCGCGCCAAGCCGAUACACAAAAGGAAGUACCGACGCCGGUUAAAAAGGCUCGUACCACACCAAAGCGCAGCCCGAAGCGCAAAUCCAAAGCGACACCGCAAAAACCACAAACCAAACGAAAAUCGGCAGGUACCACGCCCAUAGUGGCGACGGCAAGCAAGACGGCCACGGCGGUAACGGAAAAGGCAAAGGCUAAGACGCCGAAAAGGACGCCGGUCAAACAGAAGGAGACGCCGCCGCCGGCCACGCCCACGAGAGGGAGGCGGUCAAUUGUGAAAGACACCAAACCCUCCCCAAUCGUGCCCACGCCGUCAACGUCGACCGGCAAGACCACACGCACGCCGCGGAAGCCCCCCGCGAAGAAAUAAUACGAGACGCACCGCGGCGCCACACUGCGCGUGACCGCACGCCGAGCGCGGUGAGGACCUCUAGUGAAUAUUAAAACCGCUUUUACAGGUCCAUUUUCACAAAAAUGGAAUGAGGACUUAAUCUAAGAUAAUUGUUUUCAAAUGAAACAUUAAUGUAAUGGUGAAUUUUAAUGUUAUACCUCCUCUAUGUCAUCAGAAUGUAUCACGAUGUAGCAAAAAUGAAAUGUGAAAUUGUGAAUGAACUGUUCUUAUUUGGACGAAGCAACAUGUGAUAAUGUCUCACGCCAUUUCAUGGUUUUAUGUAAAUUAGUAUAACGAUCAACAAACACCUAAAGUAGACCAGACUUAACACAUUCACUGCCAGCGCGACCUAUGGGCUACGUUUCUAGCCGAUAUCACGCUUUUCUUAGCUUUUCGGUAGGUAUGAAGUGGAAAAACCACUUUGUAACCAAAAUCGCCUACGAACUAGAUCCCGCCUGGCAGUGAAUGUGUUAUAGACGCCAUUUAAUCGAUUAUGAGACAAAACUGGUAGAUUAUGUUAUUAGACCGUAGUCUGCAGAGAUUUUGACAGCACACGCAGUGCAGGUGUUAUUUUAAACGUCAAACUUCUAUUAAAUUAUGACGUAUAAAUAACACUGGCACUGCGUGUCUUUUCAAAAUCUCUGCAGAUUUUUCUUGGUCUAACUCUAAGUUGAUAUGUACUUGUACCAUCAGCUGCAAAAGUGCAUGGCGAAUUCAUUCAUAAAUUCUCCAUGCAAUUUCGCAGCUCACUAUCGCGUCUUAUUCUAAUUGUUCUAUCAGACUAGUCUUCAAAUAUACAAGUGUAUAGCGGUUUUUAUCGUCACAAAAGACUCACUGUAGUUGUCAAUUUUCUCUACUCUUCUCGUUUUAAUGCAAUAAUUGAAGCCAGUUGAGUAGACAAAUGUUAUCAAACGUAUCGUCCUCGUGGUAAGGUCGUAACAUUGUGUCUUAGAAGAUAUUUAUUUUUACAACAUGGACUUGCAUAAUAAUGUUUUACGUUUAUAUUGUUUUUUUUUUAUUGUAACUGGACUUUAUUCGCAACAUGCAUUUUGACAGAUGGUUUAAUCAUGUUCCAAAUUGGAAUAAUAUUGCUAAUAUAAUAUAUCUUUUAAUGUUCUCUUGUUUUGUACUUAUAGGUGUAAGGAAAUCCGUUAGAUGUGCACCUGAAAUCAUCUCUCGUCAUUGUAAAUGAUAAAUAUUAUAUAACGCCACAGACAAAUCAUCCUCCAGACUGAGCAUAGUCGCGCUACCCCCUCUGCCACGCAUACGGUAAUUUUACUCCAUGUUCGAGUCGAAAGUGUCUUUGUGUGACGUCCGUGUCUUUGAACGGAUCAAUCACGGCACGGGAUUUCGCUCACCUCGUCCCGCGCACCCCCGCAUUUUUGGCAUCAUCGGUUGCAUGAAAUAAUUGCUCUAAACUCGGUCUAGAGGAUUCCUAGUCUAUGUAGAACACUGUCAAAAUGCCAUUCUGUGAACAUUUAGUCAUAAAUUGUAUGCCUAUUUCAAAGGAACUAGGCAUGAAAAUAAUUGGCUGACUCAAGAGAAUCCAUAUUAUUUUACCUAUCUAAAAUGGGAUGGAUCCUUUAACCUUUUGACCGUCAAAGACUUCAACUGACGCGCUCAGCUCAAUAUUAACCUUCCUGAAUGCCGACAAGGUUCGCGAUGACGCGAAGCAUCCUUUAUGGCAUAUCUAUGAGUUGUUUUUAUUUUAUUGAAUUAUUGAUGAUGAAGUACAGUAAUCGUGAAGCACAAGAAUGAUCAGGAAUAUUGUUAUAUUAUAGGGAAAUGCUAAGUGGAGGUAAAUUAUAAUUAUGUAAUUACUUUUAUACACUUUUGUGUGUCAGGGGCCUACUAGUGUAAAAUGCCCGGUAAAGAUUAACCCGUGUCAACGAAAGGCCAAGUUAUUUCUUUUCAAUAAGUGACUCUAAGAAUCGUGUUUCUUUGUAACAAUAAAAUAUGGGAAAUCUAGAAUUCACUUUAAUUUUAUUAUACUAACUUUUACUAACGUAUAUGUAACAAUUUUAGUAUUCACUGUAAAUAUUAUACAAUUAACAUGAAUGUUAACAGUCUAAUUUUGCUCUUCUGGAUCCCAUGCUGGGGGACGAUUGUCUCCUCUAGCUAUAGGCAAUAGAUUUAAAGGUUUUUUAUAAGGCUAGGAUAAAAUUUGGAAUUUUGCUAGUGUAUUGAUAUUAGGAUAUGGUACUCGAUAAUUUCGAAGUUUUGUAUAAAAUCAGUACAAAGAACUAAAAAGUAAUCAGAAUGUAACACAUUUGAUUUGUAAUAAGAAUAUAUUUUGAUACUAUUGGUUUACUUUUAUCGUAAUGUGCUGUCGUGAAUUGAGGGUAGUUGUCGUUUUAACUGCAAUGAGACCGAAAGGAAAUGGAUUGUAAGAAUUAAGGUUUCUAAUAGUGGCUGGCAGAUCCUCAAGUCUACAGAGUAAAUGUGUAUCUGUUUGGACCAAGCAUAAUACAUUGCAAUAAUUACAUAAUACAUUGCAUACAUUAAAAUACAUUGAAUCAAUGUACAGCUGAAUACUAAAUGUUAUGCCACUGCCUGUUUCGAAACUUCUUCAAUUGUAAAAAUAGAUAAUUUGAUCUAUUUUUAGUUUUAUACAAUUUAGUUUUAAUGAAAACAUUCUCCCGACUUUGUUACAUCACACUUGUGAGUUGAUGACUUAAGGUUGUUUUGGCCGGCGGGCGCGCGCCGCACUGCAUUUUGUUGAAUGUUUCCAUAAGUCUUAUGUUGUUAUUAUACGUCAGACCCGAGUUAAGGGCGUGCGAGUGUGUGUGUUAGAAAAAUUAAGUACCUACAUUUUAGAUGGUAUUUCUAAAUAGGUUAAUUAAAGAGAGGAUUAAGCUUAGGAUACAAAUUUGUGUGUGAAUUUUCUGUUUAUAACGUACCAAGUGGGAAAUGUUUGCACCAGUCCUGUGGUACAUAGUUGUAAACAUAUUUUAGCGUUUUAUACAAAAAAUAUAUCAGUUUGAGAGUACUAUUGUAACAGAAAGUCCACAAAUUACAAAAUUUAUAUGCAAUUCAGAAUUAAAUAUAAUAAUUUAAGAGACAGAA